Messenger RNA from Labrus bergylta (ballan wrasse), 378 nucleotides. NCBI's taxonomy places the organism in Eukaryota, Metazoa, Chordata, Actinopteri, Labriformes, Labridae. The record is from RefSeq and is a predicted model, not a curated record.
AUGGUGGCUGCUGCUGCCGAUGAGCCUCCGGAGCCCCCCCUGCAGGAUCAGAUGGCUGACCUGGAUAACCCCGAUGAGCAGGCGGCCCAGAUCAGAAGAGAGCUGGACGGACGUUUGCAAAUGGCCGACCAGAUUGCACGGUAUGGCGGGAGGUUUCCGCGGUUCUCAUCCAGAGAGAUGGAGGCCAUGUUCAUCGAGGAGCUGCGGUCCUCCGUCAACCUGCUGAUGGCCAACCUGGAGAGCAUGCCGGUGUCCAAAGGAGGAGAGUUCAAGCUGCAGAAGCUGAAACGAGGCCACAACGCCUCCAUCAUGGACAUGGGGCAGGAGGACGAGAACACGCUGUCCAAGUCUGACGUGGUGCUGUCCUUCACUCUGGAG